Molecule: messenger RNA, 573 nt
Organism: Bacidia gigantensis
Lineage: Eukaryota; Fungi; Ascomycota; Lecanoromycetes; Lecanorales; Ramalinaceae
Exons: 2
Coding region: 1-573 (190 amino acids)
Biological process (GO): tRNA wobble adenosine to inosine editing
Molecular function (GO): RNA binding; tRNA-specific adenosine-37 deaminase activity
Source: RefSeq, a predicted model, not a curated record
AUGACAGCAAUGCUGAUAUCACACGAGAAUGCAUAUAUUCGUAAGCUAGUCUUACCGCGCCAUGCGUAUCAUCAAGAGGCUUGCAGACGUGCCUUCGGGAGAGACGGUCGUAUGGAGGGGGCGUCCCAUUGUCUCCCAAAGGAUUUUCUUUUCAGACCGUUUGCCUAUGAGGUCACAGGUCAAUUGUUCGAAUAUUCCAAGAACCACGCCCGAGAGCGGAGGCAGACAGUUCAAGGAUGGAAUAUCUCUGGUAUCUGGACACAGACUUGGCAGGAGACCUUAAGUAAAGGCAUCGUGCAUGGCAAGAAAUCGGACGAUCCUAAUCGUGCCAGUCGUCUGAGCAGAAGAGGAAUGACACAAUUGUUUAUGAAGAUUCUGACGACGCAUCUUCCAGAACUUGACCAGGGUUGGGGCACUUAUUGCGACAUCAAGAAUUCUGACGGACACUUGAGGUUGAGAAAGGAGGCUAAGAGUGUCAUGAGAGAUAAGAUCUGCGAAGAUUCAGAUUUCGGAUAUCCUCCUGACAUCUCAGACGCUUUCUCGAACUACAAUCGCUCCUCAUUUGUCCAGUAG